Molecule: messenger RNA, 1617 nt
Organism: Blepharisma stoltei
Lineage: Eukaryota; Ciliophora; Heterotrichea; Heterotrichida; Blepharismidae
Source: the annotation of a GenBank genome assembly
AUGUCAAGCUUAGAAAGCUACACUAUUCUAGGUCCAUUAGGUAGAGGAACAUUUGGACAAGUCAAGCGUAAUCUCUAAACAGUUGCCGAGCAUAUAUUGACAAACGUGAAAGUAGCUAUCAAAGUCUUAAAGCGCCGGGUUUUAGUAGAAAAACACAUGAUUUCUAAGGUAAAACGAGAAAUCCGAGUCCUCAAAUCUUUUCAUCAUCCCCACAUAAUCCGGCUUUAUGAUGUAAUUACGACCCCAACUUGUAUUUUUCUUGUAAUGGAAUGCCUACCAGGCGGAGAACUCUAUAACUUGUUAGACAGAAAUGGAAGACUCCCUGAGGACCAAGCCAGGCUGUAUUUCCAACAAAUCAUAUCUGGGCUUGAUUAUUGCCAUACUUAUAGAGUUGUCCAUAGAGAUAUAAAACCUGAAAAUAUUUUAUUAGACCAGUUUGGGAAUAUAAAAAUUGCUGAUUUUGGACUUUCGAAUUUGAUGCCGGAUGGGGAUUAUUUAAAGACAUCUUGUGGAUCUCCAAAUUAUGCGGCCCCAGAAAUUAUACUAUUUAUGUAUAUUUCUUAUUAAAAAUUUUCUUUAUGGAUAAUUUUAAAAUUUAAUUUAUAAAGUAUAUUUCAGGAAACAGAUAUUGUGGCCCAGAAGUUGAUAUACCUUUUAAUAAUAAAUAAAAACUUUGGACUGUUUAUCCGUUUUCCUAUUAUGAAUAUAUAGAAAAAAAUGGUAGCCAGGACCUAGUUUUUAUUUAUUAUAAAAUUAUAUAUAUGAAGUGCUGGGGUCGUUUUAUUUGCGCUGCUAGCAGGACAUCUACCAUUUGACGACAGCAGUAUUCCUUCUUUAUUCGCAAAAAUCAAGGCUGCUAGUUUUAAUAUGCCUUAUCAUUUUUCAGACGCAGUAAAAGAUUUAAUCAUAAGGAUGCUCAAGCCUGAUCCAAUAGCAAGAAUUACUAUAAAUCAGAUAAAGAAGCACCCAUGAUUUCAAAUGAAUUAUAAUCCUAGCCUACUGGAAAUGAAUAGAAUUACCUCAAAAAGCUAUAGAUUAAUUGAUGAAGAAAUUUUAAUGAGAUGCAUGGAAUUUCCAUUAGCAAAAGACUAUACAAUUGAAGAAUUUAGAGAUAAAAUAAUAAACAGAAAAAAUGAUAGCUUGGUUGUAUGCUAUGAACUGCUAUUAGACAAAAAAUUAAAUGACAUGAGGAUAAGAAAUGGCGACCCUGUAAACAGUGUCAAUUUACUUUUUAAGCAGAAAAAAAAUCUAUCAAACCUUGAAAUUUCGACACAAGGCUCGUCUUUGACUGGAGAAAAUAUCGAUUUUUAUAUUGAUAAAGAUGGACCUCCUGAUAAUUGGGUUUAUGGAUUUCGCACAGAUUUAGAGGCUUAUCCCUUUAUGAUGACACUAUUUGCGGCUUUAAAAGAUGCAAAUCUUGAGUGGAAAUUUAUUACAAAUUUCAAAAUGAGGGUCAGGAAUAUUAGUGGGGCAUAUACGCUGAAAAUGCAAAUAGAUGUUUAUAAGUAUCAAAAGUCAUUUGUGGUGGAUAUAAAACUACUUGAAGGGACAGUGAUGGUUUUUUUGGAGACGCUUCAUCGAUUAUAUACAAUCUUAUACGAUCGGACUUAUUCAUAA